GAGACACUUCCACACUUGCUAGAGUUUGGGGCACCGCUUUUCCGCUUCCGAUUGCUUUUGUUUACGUCCUGGCGGGCCUGUCUCCGCAGCCAGUGGUGUCUGCCUUCCCCGUCCGCCUCCCCCACCCCGCUUGCGGUGGAAUUCCGAGGAGAACGCGGCUUGGAGGAACUGGGCUGCCUGGGUGGGUAAGCAUUUAUGAAACGUCUAGUGUAUACCAGACAUUGCUCUAAGCGGUGAAGAUUCCGAGGAAGGCAGAAGACGGUCCCUGCCCUGGGGAAGUUCCUGGUCUAAUGGGGGAGACAACCGGCCUACAAACGGGUACAAACGAGCCACACACAAGAAGAACGGAGAACGGCCGCCCGAGAGAAGGCGCGGGCACCGAGGGGGCUGGGGAGAAGCUUCCUGGUGAAGGUGGGAUUUUAACUGAGACCUGAAGGGGGCCCGCCUGCGGGGGUCGGGAAAUGGAGCUCGGGGAGCAGCGAGAUGAAGGGCGCGUGGCGGCGAGCGGGCUGUGAGAAGACUGGCCGGAAAGGUCCACUGGUGGAGCUUCUACUGAUUCUCGAAGGGCAUGGUCCCAGCCAUCCUCACAACUCAAGCUCAGGAGUCGGUGACCUUCAAGGAUGUGGCUGUGGAAUUCACCCGGGAGGAGUGGAGGCAGCUGGAUCCCGCUCAGAGGACCUUGUUCAGGGAUGUGAUGCUGGAGAACUACAGGAACCUUAUCUCCUUGGGGCUUACGGCUGCCAAACCGGAUCUCAUCUUCCUUUUGGAAAGAGGAGAAGCACCAUGGGCUCUGCAGAGACAAAUCCCAGGGGGCACCCCUUCAGACAGCCCUUGUUGGGAACCUAGGUGUGAAGCAGCUGAAAUUCCAGUAUGGAGUAUUCCUAUGGGAGAGUCAUCUAAGGAAAAACCCAAAAAGGAUCAUUCCAGGAAUUCUAAGUUAGGAGAAACUUUAGAAUCUGAUGCUGGUUUAGAGCAACAAGAUAGCCAACAAAACCUCUCAAAGCAGAUAAUAAUCACAGAGAGAAAAAUUCCUACUUUAAAAGACAAUGAAGGUGAUAUAUUUGGAAAAGAUUUUGGUGUGGGGAUGCUUCUGGUUACACAAAAGAGAGAUCAAACAGGAAAAUGUGAUACACAUGAAACGAGCCUCAGACAGUGGUCGGAUGAAAGGAAGCAUAAUGGACUCUUUUCUGAGAAGCUUUGCAAGUCUAAAUACAGUAGGUCAUUCAGUUGCCAUUCAGAACUUACUGAACACCACAGAAAACAUACUGAAGAAAAACCAUGUGAAUGUAAUGAAUGUGGGAACUCCUUUGACAGGAGUGGAUCUUCUGCUGACCAUAAUAGAGUCCACACUGGAGAGAAAUCCUUUGAAUGUAUGGGAUGUAUCAAAUCCUUGAAGUGGCAUGGACAUUUGACUCAGUAUAAGAGAAUUCAUACUGGAGAGAAGCCUUUUGAAUGUAAUGACUGUGGGAAAUCCUUUCGAUGGAAUGGAGAACUAAUUGCACAUAAGAGAAUUCAUACUGGAGAGAAACCCUUUGAAUGUAAUGACUGUGGGAAAUCAUUUACAUGGAGUGGACAGCUUACUGAACACAAAAGGAUUCAUACUGGAGAGAAACCGUUUAAAUGUAGAGAAUGUGGGAAAUGCUUUAACCGUGGUGGACACCUAACUAGACAUAAGCGAAUCCAUACUGGAGAGAAACCCUUUAAAUGUAGUGAGUGUGGGAAAUGCUUUAUCCGGAGUUGGCAGCUUACCACACAUAAGAGGAUUCAUACUGGAGAAAAACCCUUUGAAUGUAGUGAGUGUGGGAAGUGCUUUAUUCAGUGUGGAGACCUCACUAGACAUAAGAGAAUUCACACUGGAGUGAAACCCUUUGAAUGUAAUGAAUGUGGAAAAUCCUUUAGCUGGAAACAAGAGCUUACUGCACAUAUGAGGAUUCAUACUGGAGAGAGACCUUUUGAAUGUAAUGAAUGUGGGAAAUCCUUUAGGUGGAGGCAGCAACUUACUGCACAUAAGAGAAUUCAUACUGGAGAGAAACCCCUUUCCCAACACCAGAAAUCGGGAGAAGUGCCGAAAACACGCAAAGGAGAAAAUAAAAAAGGAUCUAGGGUCGAGCUUUGGUGGAUGCCCCCUCGAGGCUCCUACCGCUACAGCGCCCCACCCAAGAUCAGGCCCCUGAAUUCUCCCACACGAAGCCAAGCCUGGCAGAGCCUCCGGAAAUGCUUGUUCUCAGAGCAGCCCCACACUUCUCCUUCCGGGUGCUCAGUUCUCUUUUCCAGGUCUCCCUCCCAGGUUGUCUCCGCAGGUAUUCGGGCCAGCCCCGCGGGGGGAUCUCGGGCCUGGGACCGGAGGGCCUCUAGGCAGGCCCGGGAAAGGCCGCUCUGCCCACUGGCCCUUCUCCCCAGGGGCGCCGCGGAGGAGCUCGCGUAUCCUGAGGGUAUGGUCUUGGCCAUGGGCACGGCCAGCGCCCAGGAGUCAGUGACCUUCAAGGAUGUGGCUGUGGAAUUCACCUGGGAGGAAUGGAGGCACCUGGACCCUGCUCAGAGGACCUUGUUCAGGGAUGUGAUGCUGGAGAACUACAAGAACCUUGUCUCCCUGGGGCAAACAGUUACCAAACCAGAUCUCAUCUUCCUUUUGGAGAGAGGAGAAACACCAUGGAUGAAACGGAGACAAAUCCCAGGAGGUACCAGUUCAAACAGUCUGAUUUUGGAAAGCUCGUGUGAAACAACCAAAGAAAUACAAAUAUGGGGCAGAUCUGUGGAAGAAUCAUCCAAGGAAGGACCCAAGAAGGAUGGUCCCUGGGAUGCCAAGUUGAGAAAAACCUGGGAAUGUGAUAUUAGUUUAGAGCAACAGAAGGGCAGUGACAAAAGCCUCUCGAAGGAGAUAACAGUCAUAGAUAGGAAAAGUACAUUUAAUAGAAAUCAAUGUGAUGUAUUUAGAAAAGGCUUCAAUGAAGAAUCACUUGCCAUAAAAAUGAAGAGAGAUCAUGCCACAAAACGUCUAAGUAAAUGUGAUACACACAAAGCAAACUUCAAACAGUGGUCAAAUGAAAGGAAAUUUAAUGGACUCUUUUCUGAGAUGAAGCAUUGUAGAGAUAAAUAUGGGAAGACAUUGAGUUACAAUCCAGAAGGUAUUGAACUUCACAGGGGAUGUACUGAAGGAAAAACUUAUGAAUAUGGGGAAGUCUUCAAUUAUAGCUCAUCCUUUAUAAAUCAUGAGGUAGUUCGUUCUGCAAAGAAGACAUUUGAAUGUAAUGAAUGUGGGAAAUUGUUUAGCUGGAGUAGACAGCUUAUUAAACAUAAGAGAAUUCAUACUGGAGAAAAACCCUUUAAAUGUAAUGAAUGUGGAAAAUCCUUUACUCAGCAUGGACACCUUAACACACAUAAGAGAAUUCAUACUGGAGAAAAACCUUUUGAAUGUAGGGAAUGUGGGAAAUCCUUCAGUCGACAUGGACACCUUACUCAACAUAAGAGAGUUCAUACUGGAGAGAAACCUUUUAAAUGUAGUGAAUGUGGGAAAUCCUUUAGUCAAAGUGGACAGCUUUCUACACAUAAGAUGGUUCAUACUGGGGUGAAACCCUUUCAAUGUAACGAAUGUGGGAAAUCUUUUAGGUGGCAACCAGAUCUUUUUAAACAUAAGAUAAUUCAUACUGGAGAGAAGCCCUUUAAAUGUAGUGAAUGUGGAAAAUCCUUUAGCUGGCAUCAAGACCUUACUAAACAUAAGAGGAUCCAUACUGGAGAGAAGCCUUUUGAAUGUAUUGAAUGUGGGAAUUCUUUUACCUGGAGUGGACAACUUACUGCACACAAGAGAGUUCAUACUGGAGAGAAGCCCUUCAAGUGUAGUGAAUGUGGUAAAUCCUUUAUGCGGAGUGGGCAGCUUACUGCACAUAAGCGUAUUCAUACUGGAGAGAAACCCUUCAAAUGUAGUGAAUGUGGGAAAUCUUUUAACCGGAGUGGACACCUUACUUCACAUAAACGAAUUCAUACAGGGGAGAAACCCUUUGAAUGUAGUGAAUGUGGGAAAACAUUUAGCCGUAGUGGACAUCUUACUGAACAUAAGAGAAUCCAUACUGCAGAGGAACCACCUUAAAUUCAGUGAAGGUGGGAAAGUAUUUGACAUAAAGGUUCUACUAAGCAUAAAAGAAUUCUACUAAACAUAAAAGAAUUCCUAUCAGAGGAAAUCUGUUCAGUAUAGGAAAUUAUUUAGCUGCAGUGGACCCCUUUUGUAACCCAUGGGAAAUCUUUUUAGUCAGACUAGAGAAAGUCCUUUUGGUGUUGUGAAUUUAGGCAGUCUUUUAAUUUAACAUAAUUGAAUUCAUAUGAGGGCCAAAAAUUUUUGUAGAAAAGGCAGUUUUACUAACUUGUGAAUUGCCCUGAAAUGACAAUAUCCUAUAUUGUUUUUGUGGUAACAAUUUUUUUAUGGUGGUUUCACAAGUCGUAUCAUUUUCAUUUGUAUAAGACACCUCUUCCACCAAUGCAGCUUAGUACAGACUCUGCAACGUAGAGGCUUAAGAAGUUGCCUAAAGGGUAGGAAGAGGUUCCAACUUGCCUUGGAUCACACAACCAGUAUGUUAUGGGUAUGUCUUGAACAUGGAUUUUCUUGACUAUGGCCAACUUUCUAUUCACUAAAGCAAUGCUACCAUUUAAAAUCCAAGUGUUUUAGUAAAAUGAUGUGAUACAUCUAUAAUAAAGGAAAAUAAUAUACCUAUAUUCUUAUUUUCCCCUCCUUAGAACAAAUAUUUUAAAGUUAAGGACUCAAGUACUCUGGUUCACUAAUCAAUUCAGAAUUACUUUAUCAAAAUGCAUUGCUCCUUACAUCAAGGCUAAUAAGUUAAGAGAAGGAAUAAGUCUGAAAGAUUCUGAUAUUUGGAGAGUAAUGGAUCAUAUUACAUUUCAGGAAGUGAGAAGGUUUCAUAAAUGAUCUCUUCAAACAUGGUCAGUUUUAUUUGAUCUCAAAAAACAGGGUGGAUAAUGAGAGACAAAGUCCAAAAUUACCUCUUUUGCAUUUUUUUUUGAAAAAAUUUUUUUUACAUUUUGUUUUUACAUCUCCUUUUUUUCUUACUCUUAACUCUCUUCCGCUUUCAGAUAAUCAUCCCUUAAAAUAAAAAUAAAAGUUCAGCAAACCAAAUUAACAUGUUGAAAAAUCCUGACAUUAUGUGUGACUUUCCAAAUUUAACAGAAAACAAAAUUCACUAUGAUUAGGUUGGAUUUAUAUCAGGGAUUGACAGGUUGUUAGCAUUAGAAAAAUAUUUUAUAACCAAUAAUUACAUGAUUAUCUCAACAGAUGCAGAAAAAGCUUUUUUAUGAGGUGCAGUACUAAUUAAUACUUUAAAAUGCUAUAAAGUUUUAUAAAAUGCAUAGAAGGAUCUUUGUAGAAAGUAUGAUCAAAAGUGUCUAAAGCCAAGUUAGCAUUUUACACAAUGAAGAAACACUAGAAGUUUUCCUAAUAAAAUAUAAAGCAGGAAUUGCCUACUUUCCUCAUGCUUAAUGGUUCCAGAAAUUCCAGAAGUAGUUAUAAAACAAAGAGAAGAAGGGCAGCUAGGUGGCACAGUGGAUAGAGCACCAGCCCUGGAGUCAGGAGUACCUGAGUUCAAAUCCGGCCUCAGACACUUAACACUUAUUAGCUGUGUGACCCUGGGCAAAUCACUUAACCCCAGUUACCUCACUUAAAAAAAAACACACACAAAGGGAAGAAAUUAAAAAUAUUAGGAUAGACAAAGACAAAACUAUCCCUAUUUGCUGAUAGUGUUAAGGCUUGCCUAGAAAAUCCUAAGCAAUCAGCAAAGAAACUGAGACCAUAGUUUUAGUAAAGAUGCAGGCUACAAAAAAAACCCCACAGAAACCCAUAGCAUUUUUGUAUGGCAGCCUCAAAAUUCAAAAAGAAAUAGUGAGGGCCUAAUCACAGUAGAGGGAAGCUAAGUGGUGCAGUGGAUAGAGUGCUGAGCCUGGAGUCCGAAAGACAUCUUUCUGAGUUCAAAUCUGGCCUCAGACACUGGCUAUGUGACCCUGGGUA
Molecule: messenger RNA, 6007 nt
Organism: Dromiciops gliroides (monito del monte)
Lineage: Eukaryota; Metazoa; Chordata; Mammalia; Microbiotheria; Microbiotheriidae
Product: zinc finger protein 665-like
Exons: 10
Coding region: 569-4084 (1171 amino acids)
Biological process (GO): negative regulation of transcription by RNA polymerase II
Molecular function (GO): DNA-binding transcription repressor activity, RNA polymerase II-specific
Source: RefSeq, a predicted model, not a curated record